Thecamonas trahens ATCC 50062 is the source of this 1043-nucleotide messenger RNA. RefSeq lists its product as uncharacterized. The transcript is spliced from 2 exons. The record is from RefSeq and is a predicted model, not a curated record. Gene Ontology annotation, molecular function: nucleic acid binding. Lineage: Eukaryota; Apusomonadida; Apusomonadidae. Bases 231 to 794 code for a protein of 187 amino acids.
GCUACCGCUACCCCGACGCGGCAGGCCCGCAUUCAGUGGGCUCCGCGUGACUCGAUCGCCUCGCGGUUGGCUCCCGGCCGCCCGGUUCGGGCAAACGCCGCCGGUGGCACGCCCGCAACACCCUCUCACCGGGCUCGCCGUUUGAGACUCCGUUCUCCUUUGCCGAGCCUGUUCCCGAGUCGAGCUUGUAUGAGGUGCUCCCGACGCGGACAGAGUCUCCCUUCCAUGCCAUGCUCGCCGAUCUGGAUGUCCUGGACUCAUUCCUCGCUCGCACAGAUUGCGACCUCGAGUUCGAGCUCGAGCUCGAGCUGAGCGAUGUCGACGAUGCGGGGCUCGAUGCAGACGCCACAGCUUCGGACAUUGAGUGGGGGCCUAUCCGCGACGAGGCGCCGUGCCCGCUGGCCUCGUUCUCGGUCGAGUCUGAGGUCGAGCUUGUCGCCGCCGAGCUGACGCCGGAGCAGUGCUACCUGCGCAUCCCGGCGGCAGUCCGUCCGAUGUUUAGGUCGGGCGCGCUUUCGCUGGUCACUGUCCAGGCCCUGGAGACGCUGCUCCUUGACGAGCUCGAUGCGUCGUCCGACCCGGAGCCGACCAUCUCCAUCGCCAUCGAGUCGUCGUUCCACCGCCGCCUCUUCCACGGCAUCGCCGCCUACUACGGCCUCCGCUCUUUCUCACAUGACAACCCACUCACCGGCGCGCGCAUCACUACCGCCGUUACCAACACCUCUCCCUGGUCCCUCCCUCCGUGCUCGCUUGUCCACACCCUCCUCGCUCGUGCCUCGGCUCGCCAUAUCUAAUGGCGUUCUCGCGUUCCCGCGCGCCUCCUCCGCGCUCGGCGCUUAGUCGUGCUCACGACUACUGGGUUUUUGGUUUCCACCCGCAGCCGCGUUCUUGCAGGCCCACACUCCCACACAGACACACAUACAUCACAGUCGCAAAGCAGCAGCCACAGGCCACGCUUUGCGAACCGAGCAGAGCAGCCUUGUUAAUCCCAGGCGCACCGCUCGACCUGGCGCCAUCCACAUGUGUAAAAAACCCCUGCGCUC